UGCUUUGGUAGAAUCGUAAGAAAAUGGAGUUUCUUCGGUGUUAGAAUGUUGAGGGGUGCCUGUUUAAGAGUAGAUCUUCAGACGAAAAUACCGCAAUUAUGUGCGAAUCUUGAACCGAUUGUAGGUUUUCUUCCGUGGAUCGCUUCCUUCUUUGUUUCUGCUAAGUUCUCACAUUGUAUUCUCCCCUCAAAUUCGAAGACUCUUUAGUUUCGAGAAAUUACGGUUGAAAAAUCAUUAACAUCCCCCAGAUUCAAUAAUAUGCACCUAAAAUAUAAUCUGUCUGUUCAAUUACGCAAAAUAAAAAUCCAGUAUAGCGUUUAUGAAAUUAAUUUUCAAGUAAUUUGUGCUAGCAGUUGGCUUUGUCAUGGCGCGUUGUCCGUCUGCCUUCCCGAGCAAUUGCAUUCGAGACUUUUGUUUCGAAUUGCAAAACACAUGUUUUAUUUUUAUUUGUUUUUUAUUUGUAAAAGUCACCGCGGAUAGGAUUCUCUUUUAAUUUUGUUAAAAAUAUGUUAUGUAGAAGUCAGUGUCAUACUAAAAUCUUUAAUUUAUUACUAUUGUCUUAUAAUUUAUUAACCAUAAACUAAACGUGCAUUCGCCUUUGGGUCGCUACCUUGUGAAGCUUCUUAUAAAUCCCUUUUGACGCGGUGAAGAUGCCCUUCCGAGACCCUCGGGAUUGUAAGUCGUAAUCAAUCUUCAGUUGUAUUUGUUCUAACUGUAAUUUGGAGAGUCUAUAUGUGUUGUACAUUAUCCCCACUUCCCUGGAAAUGAGGCUUUAUGUACAUUGCCAUAGCCAGAGGGAGCAUUCAAGUUUUCUGCAUCAACUUAGCCCAACAUUGCAAUUUUUUUGAGGUUACGUUUUUACACCAUUCGCCUGUAAUGCAUUUGUGUUUAGCAUUUUUCAUAAAUGAUUUUUGCCGAAUUGGGUUUGUGUUGGAAGUCAAUAGAGCACAUAAGCUUUAUAGCUGAUUUAACUGAGAUGCACAUUCCUAUGGCUACGAGUAGGGCACCAUGGGAUUUUUGCGGACGCUUCUAAAAUCCUCACCGUCCUCAGGGAUUUCUGUGGGAAUUCGUUCGCCUCAGACAUUAAAGUCUUCAUCUGUGACUUUGGUUGCUACUUUUGGAUAUGACUAACUUGAUCUCCAGAUGCGAGUCUUGUUGAGCUAAGGUUUCUGAAAUGAAAGCCAAUUUCAAACAAGCACCUUCUCUCGUUUUCAGUCUUGGGAUUUAUUCAACUAUUUUACUAAAUUUUUCAUUGUCAUCAACAUUUGUAGUAUAAAUUGUGCGUUUACCAUAGUUUUUAUAUGUAAUCUGAUGUAUAUUGAGUGGUAAGAAUAAUCUGUUUUCCUAGUACCAAAAAGCAUGUGGCACGAGAGAUUAGAGUAGUACGCAUCUGGGUUGCUGUACUUUUGUGUAUUCUUGUAUCGUGAUUGUCCCAGUCUGAGAUUUUUUGUUCCUAGCCUCUCAAGGUCCGAAUUGUUCUAAUAGCCGAAAAGUUUCUACUGUUACUGAAUCUGACAUAGCAUAUUUACAGGGAUAGAGUUGGAAGAAGAGGAGUAAUGCACCUUUUUUAAUAUGGAGAGUUCUUCACAUGAUAGAAAGAAAGAUGGUAACAUCCAUGACAGAUUUGAUUGAGGUUGCAUUUGGGGAUGGACUAGAGCCACAUAGCAGAGAACAUGAAGAGUGUGCAGAUGAUAAAGUUUUUAACAUGGAAAAUAGGAAAAUAAAUUAUCCGACUCUAGAUUUACUUGCAGAUGCUGUAGAGGCAUCAUCGAAGACUGAUAAUUACAACUCUGAGAUGAGUACUGGAUGUAGAAAUGACAAUCAAAUAAGGUUUGACAAUGUAUUCAAGAGAAAAGCUGUUGGUAAUGGAACUUCACACCCUAAACGUGUCAGGCAGAGCGAGGAGAGCCUUGCAGACAGCAAGCGUGUUAGCUCAGACACCUCUUUUAAUGCACGGAAAUCUCCAUGUCAAAAUAAAGACAUGGAUAGUGAGAAAGGAGAUCCAGAAACAGAUGGUGAGAGCCAGGAAAAGCAAUUUGCAGACCCCGUACAUGUGAGUUUGUCGACUCCUAUUGUGAAGAGUUUUCGUGGGCGCACUCAGAUGCUUCCAUCGCGCUUUCGUGACUCUUUAAUUGAACCAUUGAAGAAAAUCCAAACUAAACGCUUGAAACAUGGCUCUGAUGAACUAGAUUGUUAUCCAAGAUUUCAUUUAUCAAAUACUAAUUACAGUCCUGCUAAACGACGAAGAAUUAAGCAUAAGGAUGCAUUUAAUUCGGAGCCUGCAAGGGUUAAAAAUGGUCUGAAACAUCAAUUACAGUUGACAGCACCAGAACCUGAAAGUAUGAUUUCACAACAUUUUCAUAGCGCUUCCAAGCCAUUUGAACCAGAGAAUCUGACGACUUCACUCAGUUUAGACUGCGGGCCGAGUGUUCUAAGCAAUAAAACAGCUGGGAUUUCAGCCGGGGGUUUGAAUCCCUUAGAAGAAUUUUCCGUCGGUGAUAUAGUUUGGGUCAGAUCUGAUGAUAACAAUGGUCCAACUUGGCCAGCAAAAGUUAUUGACCCUGCACAAGAUGCUCCAGAAUCUGUUCUGAAUGCGUAUGUUCCUGGGUGCCUUUGUGUAAUGUUUUUUGGCUUCUUAUCGGCAAAGACAAAAGAGAGGGACUAUGCAUGGGUAAGACAAGGAACGAUCUUUCCUUUUUUUGAGUACUUGGAAGUAUAUCAGGGUCAGACACAACAUAACAAUAGUAAUCCCAGCGAAUUGCGGCUGGCAAUUCAAGAAGCCACAUUGGCAUGGUAUGACUUCGGAAAUCAGGAAUACUGUUCCAGAAACCAAGAAAGGGUUAAAGUUCCUCUGUCUAGCAAUGGAUAUUCUUCUAAAUUUGCUGACGUGCAUCAAGGCCUUAAAGAUAAUGCUGGAAGGCAGGCAUACAAGUUCAAACAAUUCUGUAGCAUGUGUGAAAGGGCUUGGCAUCCCACAGAUAAAAGUAGCUGGGAUUGUAAUAAUGCUGAAUAUUUCUGCCCCAAAUGCAAGGAGCAGUCAGUGAUGGGAGACACUCAAAAACAAUAUAUAGAAAAGAAGAAAAGUGACAUUAAGGAUUACAGUGUUCCAGAUCGCCUGGCUGUUGUGUGUGAUGGCAAGGAGGCGUAUUACUUGCCUAGACAUCACUUAAUCCUUUGUGAAUGUAUUGAAUGUGGAAAAGGUGCAAGGAUGAGCAUUUCGAAAUGGGAGAAACAUACAGGUUGUAGAAAGAAGAAAUGGAAGCAAAGUGUUAAAAUGAAAGACUUGAACUUACAUCUCAUAGAUUGGAUAAAUCAGUUAUGUGAAGCUGGAUAUAAUGGUCUUGGAUAUUUUAGCCCUGAAGGGCAAACGCCUGUGAGAUUUCGGGAGCAAGAAUUAGCCAGAUGCUUGCUAGAACCAUACAAGCCAAUAAAAGUGAACUGGACAUCUGAAAGGUGUGCAAUAUGCCGGUGGGUUGAUGACUGGGACUACAACAAAAUCAUUAUUUGCAAUAGAUGUCAAAUUGCUGUCCAUCAGGAGUGUUAUGGUGCCAGAAAAGUGGAAGACCUUGCUUCAUGGGUUUGUAGAGCAUGUGAGACACCAAAUAUUAUACGAGAAUGUUGCCUCUGCCCUCUAAUGGGUGGUGCUUUGAAACCUUCCACCAUAAGUCAGUUCUGGGUGCAUGUUACCUGUGCUUGGUUUGCAAGAGAGGUAUCAUUUUUGAGUGAUGAAACAAUGGAACCUGCAGACGGCAUUUUAAAAAUUGAUGCAAGAUCUUUUCAAAAGGUGUGCGUGAUCUGUAAGCAGAUGCAUGGAUCAUGUAUACAGUGUUACAGAUGUCAUACAGCAUAUCAUGCCAUGUGUGCAUCAAGAGCAGGCUAUCGUAUGGAGAUACAUUGCUACAAUGGCAGGAAUGGCAAGCAAACAACCCAAUGGAUUUCAUAUUGUGCUUCACAUAGAGCUCCAAAUCCAGACACAGUUUUGAUUAUUAACACUCCAAAAGGCACGUUUUCAAAUAAAACCAAAUUACCUGUGAAGGGAGGCAGGAGCGUUUCAAGUUUAAUUGUAUUAAACGAUCCAGCUGAUGAAUCAGAAACUGCAACCAAAAAUUUGAAAAGUGAAUUUCCAUCGGCGUCUAGAUGCAUGCCGUUCAAUCCCAAGGAUAAAAAGAAGAAGUGUGGAAGAAAGGCUAUUGCACACCAAACCAUGGGAUAUUGUUGGCAUCCUACAGAAGUUAUGGAGACUGUAAAUGUUUUAAAUCAAGAAGAAGAAACAAGAGUGUUUUUGUCUUUGAAAGAACGCCUUUCUUACACCCAGAUAACUGAAAAGAAGAGAGUUUGCUUUGGGAAAUCUGGAAUACAUGGAUGGGGGCUCUUUGCUCGCAGGCACAUUCGAGAAGGAGAAAUAGUAUUAGAAUAUCGUGGUGAACAAGUAAGAAGAAGUGUAGCAGAUUUAAGAGAGGUUCGCUAUCGCCUGCAAGGGAAAGAUUGCUAUCUUUUCAAGAUCAGUGAAGAAAUUUUCAUUGAUGCAACUGAAAAGGGGAACAUGGCACGUCUUAUCAACCAUUCAUGUGCGCCAAAUUGUUAUGCAAGGAUAAUGGUUGUUGAAGGCAAUGAGAGUCAGAUUGCACUGAUUGCUAGGAAGGAUGUUGCACCUGGUGAAGAGUUAACUUAUGACUACCAGUUUGAUCCAGAGGAUCGUAAAGUUCCAUGCCAUUGUGGAGCAACUGCAUGCCGUAAAUUUAUGAACUAGGAUCUCCAGGAAGUUCCCAUGACUUAAAUGCUGCUUCUCUCAUUCGUAUUUGCUCCAUGGGCUUAUUUAUAUUAUUUGUUGUAAUAAACAUGAGUGGCCAUGCAACAAGCGUAGGCACCGCUGCCUCCAUUAAGUUGACAUGCAAAUACAAAAGGGUAUCAUCGUAAAAAGUCACUGAUACAUUGAUUUGAAGAGCUUGCCAGAUACAUUGCUUCUCAAUAUAUCUGGUUGUACCUCAUUUUGAUUGGAAGAGGUCCACAGUUCUCCCCGGACAAUAUACCAUGCCAUUUGAAAUUCUCUUGGCAUUAUAUGCAGGCCCUGUAUAUCUUGAAACUUCUGCUUGCUUACUCACUUUCACAAGCUAGUUGGCUACUGGAGAAAUUAUAAUCAAGUUAGCCCAAGAAUGUACAGUUUGAUAAAUCUUUCUAACAGAAGGCAGUUUGAGAACAAGCUCAUCAUAUAUGGGUGUAAUUACUUUUUCCCAACUGCCUGGACAAGGUUGCAAUGACAUUAGGCAUGCCCAUUUUAUUACAGGCCCAUAUUGGAGUUCUGGGUUGCCUUAUCCGAUUGAGGAUCUGAGCUCUAUUUAGAAAUAAGCUAAUUUUAUUGAUUAAUAAAUUAUACUUUUUCUAACGUGAA
Messenger RNA from Cryptomeria japonica (Japanese cedar), 5389 nucleotides. Its product is annotated as histone-lysine N-methyltransferase ATX4. The transcript has 21 exons. Gene Ontology annotation, molecular function: protein binding. Bases 1589 to 4750 code for a protein of 1053 amino acids. The record is from RefSeq and is a predicted model, not a curated record. NCBI's taxonomy places the organism in Eukaryota, Viridiplantae, Streptophyta, Pinopsida, Cupressales, Cupressaceae. Gene Ontology annotation, biological process: regulation of transcription by RNA polymerase II.